GUCUCAUUUCAUAAGUUGAUACGGAGAAGUUUGUCUGCAACAGUUUUACCACAAUAUCGUAUCCAAUAUGGCCUUCUCUAUAGCCAUGCCCUGGAAUGCCGGCGAGGAACGAAUGCAUGAGUUGAUGCGUGUCCCAGAAAAUGACAAUCCCACCUCAACGAUGUUAACACCUCGAGCGACACACUUGCUCCAAAUAUGCCCGCUGCUGGCGGUUGGGACUCUAGAUGAUCAAGGCAGGCCCUGGACCACGAUAUGGGGAGGGGAGCCCGGUUUUGGGACGUCCCUAGGUUCAUCCAUGAUUGGCAUACGAACACUGGUCGACGCCAGGUACGAUCCCGUGGUUGAGGCUCUGAAUUCCGGAAAAGCGGACGGCAAAGUGGUUCAAGAAGUAGGAAGCGGACGGAUGAUCGGAGGACUGGCGAUAGAUCUCGACCAACGAAGGCGAGUGAAACUAUAUGGUCGACUUGCGGCAGGUGCCUUGGACCGAUCUGGUGACCUUGAAUACCAUAAUAUUGGCCAAAUCCAGAUGGUUGUGCGGAUCGAGCAAAGUAUAGGGAACUGUCCGAAGUACCUCAACCGAAAAGUCAUUCGGCCAGCACUGAGCAAACCAAGACUUCUCAGUGAGAGUCCUCAGCUCACCGAGGACGCUUUACGCCUUCUGGAACGAUCAGACAUGUUGUUCAUUACCAGUGCAAACAAAGACUUGGAUAUGGAUACCAACCACAGGGGAGGACCUCCCGGCUUUGUACGAGUCUUGUAUAAUGGAGAAGAUGGCGCCGAGAUCGUGUAUCCAGAGUACAGUGGCAACAGACUUUAUCAGACUCUCGGAAAUCUCCAAAUCACGCCAGUCGCAGGCCUGGUGUUCCCUGACUUCGUGUCGGGAGACGUGCUGUAUGUGACCGGGAAGACAGAAAUCCUCAUCGGCAAAGCUGCCGCGGACGUCCUUCCACGAUCGAACUUAGCCGUAAAAGUCAAGAUCAUCGCCGCCAGACUAGUGGAACAGGGUUUACCGUUUAGAGGCAAGCCGGGAGAGUACUCUCCGUACAAUCCGUCGGUACGGCUGCUAGCAGCAGAGGGAACACUCGCAGCAAAUUUCGGCAGGCCGGAAACCCGAGCGACUCUGGUUGAGAAAGAGAAAAUCACUCCGACGAUUACUCGGUAUCGGUUCUCGACUGAUAAGCCGAUAAACUUUAGCCCGGGACAAUGGGUUGCCUUGGAUUUCGCGCCGGAACUCGACCUGGGCUAUUCUCACAUGCGAGACGACGAUCCUUCGAGCUUGAAUGACGAUUUCAUCCGGACCUUUACCGUUUCAUCAUCUCCAACAUUAUCUGGGAGCAACCAAGCUGGAACUUUCGAGAUCACGGUUCGCGCUGUUGGUAGAGUCACAACCUUCCUCUCGCAAAAGAAUCCCAGGGCCAUGUUGGAGGUACCGAUUCGAGGUUUCGGAGGAGAACUCUCCAUCAAAGACGGCUCUGAAGGAUCGGAUAUCCCUUUUAUAGCAGGAGGUGUUGGAAUUACCCCCUUACUUGGACAACUCGAUUCUAUUGAUCGAAGCCGAUUGAGGCUGUUCUGGACAUUGCGAGCCGAAGAUGUUGGGCUCGCUGCAGCGCUUCUGAGACAUUAUCCCGAUGUGCAAAUGUCUCUCUACAUAACUGGGAGCAGGCUGAACGAAUCUGCGAUUAAGGAUUCUUGGGAGUUAUUGCAACAUGGGAAUGGGAAAAUCAUGACGAGACGGUUUGAGAAAGCAGACUUUGAGGGCAUUGAUUCGAGCGUUUGGUAUCUCUGCACCAGUGUUCCACUGAGGGCGGUUCUGUUGGAAUGGCUUCAAGGAAAGAACGUUGUUUAUGAAGACUUCAACUUCUAAUGUUCAUAAAGAUAUACAUACUGUAAUCUGUAUGCAACCGACGUCCAGUUGAGUUCUUGAAUUUGCCGUUUCAGCAUGGGCGAUUGCG
Molecule: messenger RNA, 1952 nt
Organism: Eremomyces bilateralis CBS 781.70
Lineage: Eukaryota; Fungi; Ascomycota; Dothideomycetes; Eremomycetales; Eremomycetaceae
Product: oxidoreductase FAD-binding protein
Exons: 1
Coding region: 68-1864 (598 amino acids)
Molecular function (GO): oxidoreductase activity
Source: RefSeq, a predicted model, not a curated record